AUGCCGUUAGAUACCUUCCAGUUUGCUAGGGCUGAAGCGGAAGCAUGGAAGCUAGCACAGCUCGGUCCAAAUCCGAUUGAGAGCAACAUAUCCGUUGAACAUGUACCCAACGAAGCUGCAACUGUUAUACGUCCCCGGUGGCAGGUAGAUGCAUCAUGGACGUAUAAUAGCAGGUUUUUUGGAGGUGGCUUUGUUAUUGAAACUGAAGAAAAUGUCACGUUCAAAGGAGUACUUACGAGUGCACAAGUAGCUUCCCCUCUUCAGGCGGAAUUUUGCUCUCUGAUUUGUGCAAUGAAGAUGACCAGACGGCUUGGAUUGAAUUCUAUGCGUUUUGAGUCAGACUGUCUCGAGCUGGUGAGACUGAUCGAAGAAGAUGAAGAUUGGCCCUCGUUGGCCACUGAAUUGGAAGAGUUUUAUGCAACUUUUAGUUCCUUUCAUUUUGACAAUGGAUUGAAACUGAAGGAAAAAGGAAAGACGAUGAACAGUGCCCGCGGAUGA
Molecule: messenger RNA, 498 nt
Organism: Microthlaspi erraticum
Lineage: Eukaryota; Viridiplantae; Streptophyta; Magnoliopsida; Brassicales; Brassicaceae
Source: the annotation of a GenBank genome assembly